AUGGAGAAAUUGAAAACUCUCUUGGUUGCAAACCGAGGAGAGAUCGCGGUGCGUAUAUGUAGGACUGCUCGCAGCCUUGGUAUCAAGACCAUAUCCAUCUACACGCCAGCAGAUGCUGCCUCAGCUCACGUUGGUGCUGCCGAUGCAGCUGUCCUUUUGUCCGGGUCUGAUGCCAAGGGGUACAUCGACGGCGAGCACAUUGUUGAGAUAGCCAAGUCGAAAGGAGCAGAUGCUGUCAUUCCCGGCUAUGGAUUUCUCUCCGAAAAUACCGAGUUUGCCAGGCAAGUGGCGGACGCUGGCAUGGUCUUCGUUGGACCCAGUCCCAAGUGUAUUGAUGAUUUUGGGAUCAAACAUACAGCACGCGACCUAGCCGCCAAGGCAGAUGUACCGAUUGUUCCUGGAACGAAGGGUUUGGUGGGUUCAGAGGAUGAAGCCGUUGAAGAAGCACAGAAGCUAGGGUUUCCUGUGAUGCUCAAAGCAACAGCAGGUGGUGGUGGAAUGGGCUUACUCACCUGUAAAGAUGAAGAUGGAGUCCGCCAGUCAUUCAAGACAGUACAGUCCCGUGGAGAAACGCUCUUCAAGAAUUCGGGUCUUUUCAUUGAAAAGUUCUAUCCAUCAUCACAUCACAUUGAGGUUCAAGUCUUCGGAAACGGGCAAGGUCAGGCGAUCCAUUUUGGAGAGCGAGAAUGCUCAAUUCAACGUCGUCACCAAAAGGUGAUUGAGGAGUGUCCGAGUCCUUUUGUGAUAAAGCAUCCAGAACUUCGAGAGAAGCUUGGCUCAGCCGCAGUGAGAUUAGCAGAGUCGAUAAACUAUGGCUCCGCCGGUACGAUUGAGUAUCUCGUUGAUGACGAGACGGGCAAGUUUUUCUUUCUGGAAAUGAACACUCGUCUUCAAGUAGAGCACGGAAUAACUGAAUUAUGCUAUGGUGUUGACCUCGUGGAGCUCAUGCUGAAGCAGGCGGAUGCCCAGCUACUAGGCAAAGGCGGAAUGCAGGGCGAAUAUCUGAAGUCUCUACAACCCAAGAGUCCGAAAGGGGCUGCCAUUGAAGCACGAGUCUAUGCAGAAAACCCUGCAAAGGACUAUGCUCCCUCACCUGGCACUUUGCAACAUGUCUCGUGGAAGGAGGUCGCUGGUUCGAGAAUUGACGGCUGGAUUCAUACUGGAACUAAGGUGACUUCAUUCUAUGAUCCACUUCUUGCUAAGGUUAUGGUUCACGCAGACACGCGAGACAAGGCUCUCGAACGUAUGUGGGAGCUGCUCGCCGAGUCAAGAAUAUUUGGACCACCAACCAAUAUGGACUUCCUUAAAGCCAUCCUUGAGGACGAUACGUUCAAAUCAGGCAAAACUUUGACCAAGUUCCUUGACGGGUUCAAAUAUGAGCCCAACGCCAUAGACGUUUUGCAAGGGGGAGCAUACACUUUGAUCGAAGACUGGCCAGGUCGGCCAACAAUAGGAAGGGGAUUCUCUCAUUCUGGUCCGAUGGAUCCGCUGGCAUUCAGAAUUGCUAACGCACUCGUGGGCAAUGCGCCUGGAAAGGAAGGGAUUGAAAUCACACUAAGCGGUCCAGACCUCAGAUUUCUCGGUCCUGCAAUCAUCGCCAUCUGUGGAGCACCUAUGGAAGUAAAGAUUGAUGGAAAGCCUAUGUCAAUGUGGACUCGUCUCAAAAUAGAGGCAGGUCAGCGGCUCACGAUCGGGAAGACAACGGGAGGGGGAUGCAGAUCGUAUCUGGCAAUAUACGGGGGGCUUCCGAGUAUUGCUACUUGGUUUGGAUCCAAAUCUACUGCUCCCAUGACCGCCGUGGGAGGCUAUCAGGGCAGAGCACUUGCUGCAGGAGACCUUCUCGCGAUUAGAAAAGAUGUCCCUAGGGUCACAGGGGAACUGAAAAUACCAGACCAUUUGAUUCCGUCUUACCCCGAGGAAUGGGACCUCUUCGCCAUGCCCGGACCCUACGACGAGGGCUAUAUCGAAAAGGAUUCCAUCGAGGAGUUCUACAAGACGACAUGGAAGAUAUCUCAUAACGCGGCCCGAGGUGGUAUUCGUCUCAUCGGUCCGAAGCCUAAGUGGGCACGUUCAGAUGGCGACGAAGGCGGUGCUCACCCUAGUAAUGUCAUCGAAUACGGGUAUCCAGUCGGCACAGUGAACUGGACCGGCGACGAUCCGUGCUUGUUUCCCAUCGAUGCUCCUGACUUUGGUGGAUUUGUCUCGGCGACCACUAUUGUCAAGGCAGACUAUUGGAGGCUGGGUCAGAUGAAGGCCGGCAACAAGUUGCGGUUCAAUAGGGUAUCGUAUCAAGAUGCAAUUGCGAAAAGGAAUGAAGUCGAGGAGUUCCUUGGCUUGAUUCAUGACUGUUGCAACGGCAAGGCUAACUUUAGUGAUGCAUUCCCGUUGAAAUACCAAGGACUACCUCCCUCAGUCAAGAGUCAAGGUUGGGAAGUCGCUGUCAUUCACCAAAUUAAAGAAGAAGGCAACCAACCUCUGGUGUCUUAUCGACAAGGCGGCGACGAUUUCAUCUUGAUCGAUUACGGCUAUGGUGCAUUUAAUCUCAACUACCGAUGCCGUGCUGUGGCGUUGUACCGGAAGCUCAAAGAAGGCACCGGUGACAUCUCCUUUGAAAAUGGCGCACUACACACUGGCAUGGCAUGUGGGAAUUCCCUGAUGCUUUACUACGAUUCCCUGAAAGUCAGCCGCCAAAGAAUCCUAGAUUAUCUCUUAAAACUUGAAAACGAGCUGGGUGACCUUAGCGAGGCCAAAUUUCCCAGUAGGAAGUACAGGCUUCCCAUCACUUUCGAGAGCAAGAGGCAGAAGGAGAGCUUACAGAGGUAUAUCGAGACUCAGAGGCCGUAUGCAACCUACCUUCCGGAUCCUCUGGAGUUUGUUGCUAAGAACAAUGCUUUCACUCCGCAACAGCUUCGAGAUAUUUUUACCAAAUCCUCGCUGAUGGUGGUUGCAGUGGGCUUCUUUGUAGCGCUGCCGAUUGCCCUGCCAAUUGAUCCUCGUCAGCGAAUUCAGUGCCCCAAGAUGAAUCCAUCGCGGGUACAUACUCCCGAGGGCCAAGUAGGAUGGGGAGGAUCGUGUAUGGCGCUAUACAACGUCGAAUCACCCGGUGGGUACAUGAACACAGGGCUUUCGAUUCCCGGGGCAGACAUUCUAGGAUUUAAAAACGGGUACAGCUCGGAAAAGCCCUGGUUGUUCGAAGACUUCGACCAAAUCACCUUCUACGAGGUCAGCGAGGACGAGUACGAGUCCAUGAUGGCCACUUUCCGAAGCGGCAGGUACAAAUAUGAAUAUGAAGACACGGAAUUCGAUAUGAAAGAGCAUAACCAGCUUCUCCGAGACACAAAGGAUGAGGUCGAGAAGAUCCGCGCAAAGCAACGAGAAGCGCAAGCUGAGAUGGACAGGCUUGAGAAGGAGCUUUUGGACAAAUGGAGCAAAGAGAAAGAGGCCGGGAAGAUCAGUAUGGAUACAGUGGAAGAACUUCUGCAUGACCCGGGUAUCAUUGCGAUCGAAGCGCCCCUCAAUGCCAACGUGUGGAAGGUCGAGGUCAAGGAAGGCGAUCCAGUCAAAGUCGAACAGAUUGUUUCUAUUCUGGAAGCAAUGAAGUUGGAAAUCCCAGUGAAGACCGAGCAGGAUAUGGAAGGUGCCACGGUUGAGAAGCUGCUGGUAAAGCCGAAUGAUGUUGUGCAGGCUGGUGCGCCGUUGAUGUUAUUGCGCAGGCCGAAAGGAGAGGAAUAG
This is a messenger RNA of Exophiala aquamarina CBS 119918, 3732 nucleotides long. Its product is annotated as urea carboxylase. The record is from RefSeq and is a predicted model, not a curated record. The transcript is spliced from 3 exons. The coding region runs from base 1 to 3732 and encodes 1243 amino acids. Gene Ontology annotation, molecular function: ATP binding; metal ion binding. NCBI's taxonomy places the organism in Eukaryota, Fungi, Ascomycota, Eurotiomycetes, Chaetothyriales, Herpotrichiellaceae.